AUGCCAAGUGAAGCAGUCAAGUCAGAAUUAGAAGUAUUAGUUAGAAGAGAUUUAACUGCUAGUGGUUUCCUUAUCAGAGACCAUAAUGGAAGACCAGUUAUUGCUGCAACCAAGUGUGUUGGCAAUUCUUCUACCCCUGUUGCAGAAGCUACUGCACUUAGAGAUAGUCUAAUUGCGGCCAAAGACAAAGGUUUUACAAGAGUUGAAGUUGAAGGAAACUCAAAGCUGGUUAUUGAUGCAGUUACUGGAAUUGUGAUUUCACCGUGGAGGCUACUCAAGUUGAUUGAAGACAUUAGAACCAUUGGAACUUCCUUUUCUCAAAUUACCUUUAAGCAUAUAUAUAGGGAAGCAAACUUUGUAGCUGAGGCUAUUGCAAAUUUAGGACAUGAUGCUGCUUCUCCUAUGUCUUGGAGUGGUCCCAAAUGA
This is a messenger RNA of Rosa rugosa (rugosa rose), 426 nucleotides long. RefSeq lists its product as uncharacterized. The record is from RefSeq and is a predicted model, not a curated record. The transcript is spliced from 2 exons. Lineage: Eukaryota; Viridiplantae; Streptophyta; Magnoliopsida; Rosales; Rosaceae. Bases 1 to 426 code for a protein of 141 amino acids. Gene Ontology annotation, molecular function: RNA-DNA hybrid ribonuclease activity; nucleic acid binding.